AUGGGCCCGUCAGCUGUGAUGAACGAAGGCCUCUCAUAUCCUGAAAUUCUUGAGACUAUGGCCUGCCACCAAAGUUUAACUUUAGCGGAUGAUCUUAACAAAUCAAUGCUGAAGGCUUCUCAGGUGAAGAGACGCAUAUUUUCGCUAAACACACUCUUUCUCUUUCACAAGGGAGCCAUCCCCGCCAUCUUCCACCACCCGCCGGACUCCCUAGCCGACGCGCCCCAUCACCAUGGUCACCACCAGUUCGCCAUCCCGGUCAUCGACCUCACCGGCCUCGCGACGCCGUCGGGGCGAGCCUCGGUGGUCGGCGCGGUAAGGGCGGCCGCGGAGACGGUGGGCUUCUUCCAGGUGACGAACCACGGCGUGCCGGAGUCGGCCAUGUCGGAGACCCUCGCGGCGGUGCGGCGCUUCAACGAGGAGCCGGCGGAGGCCAAGGCGCCCUACUACAGCCGGGACCCCGCGCGACGCGCGCGGUACCAGUGCAACUUCGACCUGUUCCGGUCGCUGGCGGCCGGCUGGCGCGACACGCUCUACAUGGAGAUGGCCCCGGAGCCACCGCCGCGGGAGGAGAUCCCGCCGGCGUGCCGGGCCAUCGUGCCGGAGUACACGCGGCUGGGGCGCAAGCUCUUCGGGCUGCUGUCGGAGGCUCUGGGCCUCCGGCGUGGGUACCUGGAGGACACCGCCGGGUGCCUGGACGGGCUGAGCGUGGGCUGCCACUACUACCCGGCGUGCCCGGAGCCGCGCCGGACGCUGGGCACCGCGAGGCACUCCGACCCCAGCUUCCUCACCGUGCUCCUCCAGGACGCCGUCGGCGGCCUCCAGGUGCUGCUCGACGACGACGAGCGGCGGCCGGCGUGGGUGGACGUGCCGGCGGAGGCGGGGGCGCUGGUGGUGAACGUCGGCGACUACCUGCAGAUCCUGUCCAACGACCGGUUCAGGAGCGUGGAGCACCGCGUGGUGGCCAACGGCGCCGGUCCCCGGGUCUCCGUGGCUUGCUUCCUCCGCGCCGACGCGUCGACGAGGGUGCUCGCGCCGAUAGUCACCGCCGGCGACACUGCGCGGUACAGGAGCACGACGGUGCCGGACUACGGCGCCAAGGGCCUGGACGGCGUCUCUGCGCUCCAGCGCGUCAGGAUCUGAAUGGAUCUCAUCUCACGGAAUCUGAAUGUAUCCAAGUCAAUUCUUGUGUGUGCUGAUGAUUCAGAUUCAUCAUGAUUCAAAUUCAUCCUAGCAAUGCAGGAUGCAAUCUCUGUAGUAGUACAUGUUUUCUUGAGGAUGGAACUGUGGAUUCAGUUGGAAUUGCAGAGCAGAUAUAAAUUCCCCUGAGAUGAGAUGAUUAUCAACAGAAACAGAAUUACAGACAGUAACAUGAACUGAAAAUGAAUAAACAGAACAGAACAGAACAUACAUCCCCUACAAUGGAAACAUGAACUGCAAAUG
This is a messenger RNA of Aegilops tauschii subsp. strangulata, 1443 nucleotides long. RefSeq names its product 1-aminocyclopropane-1-carboxylate oxidase homolog 1-like. NCBI's taxonomy places the organism in Eukaryota, Viridiplantae, Streptophyta, Magnoliopsida, Poales, Poaceae. The record is from RefSeq and is a predicted model, not a curated record.